Messenger RNA from Fusarium graminearum PH-1, 309 nucleotides. RefSeq lists its product as uncharacterized. The record is from RefSeq and is a predicted model, not a curated record. Bases 1 to 309 code for a protein of 102 amino acids. Lineage: Eukaryota; Fungi; Ascomycota; Sordariomycetes; Hypocreales; Nectriaceae. The transcript is spliced from 4 exons.
AUGGGCGCUGCUAUCUCUCAAUUAUGGACUCCUCCUAUGAUCGACAUUGGCGUCGUCGGGCUUCCAUCAGCUGGCAAGACUGCAAUAAUCCAUAAACUCAGUGGAGGCCAGAAACCAACAGAGCCAUUGAACCAAAGGUCACAACAAUACUUCAUCUUUGACUACUCCGGAAACGAAAAGCAUCUCGAGAUAGACAAGGAUCUUGAGGAGAACAAAAACUUCCGCAUUGUAGCAACGAGUGCUAUUACCGGCGAGAAUCUUGUCGAAGGUCUUGAGUGGAUGCGACAGGUUGUGCGCGCAAAUCCGUAG